AUGCAUCUCAUGUAUACUCUCGAUGCCGACGGCAAGCGCAUAUAUACCCUCAAGAAAGUCGUCGAGGGAGAAGUUACAAAAUCAGCACACCCAGCUCGAUUCUCGCCGGAUGACAAGUACUCGAGGCACAGAGUCACGUUGAAGAAGCGAUAUGGACUGCUACUUACACAACAAGCGAAUAAGCUAGCGGCUAAGAAAUAG
Verruconis gallopava is the source of this 201-nucleotide messenger RNA. Its product is annotated as H/ACA ribonucleoprotein complex subunit 3. Gene Ontology annotation, cellular component: box H/ACA telomerase RNP complex; box H/ACA snoRNP complex. The coding region runs from base 1 to 201 and encodes 66 amino acids. Gene Ontology annotation, biological process: rRNA pseudouridine synthesis; snRNA pseudouridine synthesis; positive regulation of telomerase RNA localization to Cajal body. The record is from RefSeq and is a predicted model, not a curated record. Gene Ontology annotation, molecular function: telomerase RNA binding; box H/ACA snoRNA binding. The transcript is spliced from 3 exons. NCBI's taxonomy places the organism in Eukaryota, Fungi, Ascomycota, Dothideomycetes, Venturiales, Sympoventuriaceae.